UAUACGCAUAAUCAGCAACACAAAAUGUAGAAACAAAGUAAGAAAUCAAUACCUUGUAAAGUAGACAAAAAUAAAACAACACUUCAAAUACUCGCAAGAAAACCAAAACAUGAAAUGGAAAAUCUAUUGAAACUCAUAGCCAAAAUGGGUCUAUGUUUCACAAAAUCACAUAAUAUUCCAAUCUCAUCUUCACCUGAAGGCUCGCCGCCCCGCCGUUUCUAUCAACCACAAACAAGAGAAUCACCACCACGACCGCCACCCCCACCACCACAACCGCAACCACAUCCAAGACCAACUAUUUCUUCAAUACCAUCAAAACCAAAUCUAUCUUCACAAAUUGGACCAAUAUUAGGAAACCCACUUUGUGAUUUAAGUACACUUUACGUUCUUGAUAAAGAACUAGGUAGAGGACAAUUUGGCAUCACUUAUCUGUGUACUGAAAAAUCAACUGGCGUAAAAUAUGCAUGUAAAUCAAUUUCCAAGAGGAAACUCCUUAGUAAAAAAGAAAUUGAAGAUGUUAGAAGAGAAGUUCUGAUGUUACAACAUUUGACAGGACAACCAAAUAUUGUGGAAUUCAAAGGUGCUUAUGAAGAUAAACAAAAUGUUCAUUUAGUUAUGGAAUUAUGUUCAGGUGGUGAACUCUUUGACAGGAUUUCUACGAAAGGAAGUUAUACAGAAAAAGAAGCAGCAAGAACAUUUAGACAGAUUGUGAACGUUGUACAUGUUUGUCAUUUUAUGGGUGUUUUACAUAGAGAUUUGAAGCCUGAGAAUUUCUUGUUAGUUAAUCAUGAAGAGUUUUCUCCUCUUAAAGCUACCGACUUCGGUCUCUCAGUCUUCAUUGAAGAAGGGAAAUUUUACCGUGAGAUGGUGGGAAGCGCAUAUUAUGUAGCUCCAGAAGUAUUACGUCGAAAUUACGGAAAGGAAAUAGAUGUUUGGAGUGCUGGUGUCAUUUUGUACAUACUCUUGAGUGGUGUACCUCCAUUUUGGGCUGAAACUGAAAAGGGGAUAUUUGAUGCUAUCUUAGAAGGUCACAUCGACUUCAAAAGUGCACCAUGGCCUACAAUAUCUGCUUCCGCAAAAGAUCUCAUCACAAAGAUGUUAACGCAAGACCCUAAGAAACGGAUCACAGCUAGCCAAGUUUUGGAACAUCCUUGGAUGAAAGAAGGAGGUGAAGCAUCGGAUAAACCUAUUGAUAGUGCUGUCCUCAUUAGACUGAAGCAAUUCAGAGCAAUGAACAAGUUAAAGAAACUCACUCUAAAGGUCAUGGCAGAAAACCUUUCAGAAGAAGAAAUUAAAGGUUUGCAGCAAAUGUUUAACAACAUGGAUACUGAUCGAAGCGGUACAAUUACCAUUGAAGAGCUUAAAAAUGGACUGCACAGACUUGGAUCAAAGCUUACAGAAUCUGAAAUCAAGCAACUAAUGGAUGCAGCUGAUGUUGACCAGAGUGGGAGUAUCGAUUACCAUGAGUUCAUAACCGCUACAAUGCACCGGCAUAGGUUGGAGAAAGAAGAGAACUUGUACAAAGCGUUCCAGUACUUCGACAAAGACGGGAGUGGGUUUAUCACGAGAGACGAACUUAAACAUGCUAUGAGUAAAUAUGGAAUGGGGGACGAAGAGACUAUCGAUGAAGUCAUCAACGAAGUUGACAUUGAUAAAGAUGGCCAUAUUGAUUAUGAAGAAUUUGUCGCCAUGAUGAGAAAAGGAUCUCAUGAAACUGAUGGACCACAACCUGAAUAACCAUCUGGUCAUUGCAAGUAAAUCAGAAAAUAAAGAGUGACCUAUUCUUCUUGCAAUGUAUUACCUGUUUAAUUUUCUUUGGUUAUGUUUGAUGAAGCAAUUCUUGCCAAGUCUACCAAAUAGAAUGCUAUGUAAAUAAUAUUAAUCAUGUAACAUUUUUACUUGAAUCCAUCCAUAUUCCUUCUAGCA
This is a messenger RNA of Papaver somniferum (opium poppy), 1926 nucleotides long. Its product is annotated as calcium-dependent protein kinase 29-like. Gene Ontology annotation, cellular component: cytoplasm; nucleus. Gene Ontology annotation, molecular function: calcium ion binding; calcium-dependent protein serine/threonine kinase activity; calcium/calmodulin-dependent protein kinase activity. The record is from RefSeq and is a predicted model, not a curated record. The coding region runs from base 115 to 1737 and encodes 540 amino acids. The transcript is spliced from 8 exons. Lineage: Eukaryota; Viridiplantae; Streptophyta; Magnoliopsida; Ranunculales; Papaveraceae. Gene Ontology annotation, biological process: peptidyl-serine phosphorylation; intracellular signal transduction; protein autophosphorylation.